Messenger RNA from Anastrepha ludens (Mexican fruit fly), 2170 nucleotides. RefSeq lists its product as uncharacterized. The record is from RefSeq and is a predicted model, not a curated record. NCBI's taxonomy places the organism in Eukaryota, Metazoa, Arthropoda, Insecta, Diptera, Tephritidae. Bases 1087 to 1584 code for a protein of 165 amino acids. The transcript is spliced from 4 exons.
AUAAUUCAGUUACCGUGGUCUGAAUAUUCCUUGCUGUGAGAAGUUUACUUCUUGGAUCAAUUUCUUAUUUAUUGCCUUCAGAGAAAAUUAGGAUGUUUCGAAAAUCGACUACGCAACAAGUUUAGGAAGGUCAAAUUCAUAAAAACGAAAACCAAAAAGAUCAAUUUUAUUUUUUUCGGUUUUUUUUUGUUUGUUUUUGAAUUGAUUUCUUGUUUGCAUACAUACAUAUGUAGUAUCAAGAAGGAUGUAACAAAUUUCAAAUGAUCUGAUAAAAAGGUAUUAUUUUUCAAUUAAACAAAACACAGACAUUUAGUGGCGUCACACGUCUUAGAACUUUGAACGCUAUAGUCACAUUGAAAGCAGAGCAGCUCGGCUGGCAAGAUCGUAAAAUGUUUAUAUCUACGAGAUCGCCGCAAGAUCAGCGCAAGCAACUGACUAGUUGACUAACUGACUGACUGACUGACUAGCUAACUAGCCGACUGGCAGAUCAGCGCAGUAGGAACAACAACAAUAAAUACUUUGGCAAACAGUUGAAUACUUAAUAAACAAAUGAAAUGUUCGCGACUGCCAGCUGCCAGUGAAACGCUGAAAACGCUCAGUCGUGAAUUGGAUUACGGAACGAGCGGACAUACAAAGCGUACAAAAGCGGUGUGUCAAUUGAGAAGCGAGAGAUCGAAAAACGUCAUAUUGAGCUGUUUGUUGAUAUCAGUUCGGCAAGAGAAAUAAAAAACACUAUACAUAGAACAAAAUAUUUUGCGUGAAAAAAUCGAAGGUGUUGAAGGUUAAAGCCGAUGACUAAAGUGUGCAGAUGUUGUUGAUGUAAUGCAAACAGAAAAAAAUUAGAAAACAACGAAAAAAUAUUUGUAAGAAUACGCAAUAUUUUCAAGUUCAUUGCAAACGAGUUGACACAUAAAAUAAAUUAGCAAUAGCUAUAUAUGUACAUAAGUGUGUACUUAUACAUGUGUAACAAAAAACAACAACAAAAUAAGAAAAGUGAAACGCUCGAGAAUUUUGAAAAAUAGAAUAGCAGCUCAACGAAUAAACGAAAACUGAAAAGCGCAGAAAUAUAAAGAAGCACACACAAAUAUGGCUAAUCCACUAUUGAAAUCCUGCUGCUUGUUCCAAUCACUGCGAAAUGGCGCCAUCAUUUCUGGUAUCCUGGCAAUCACCCUGUCAAUCAUAACGAUAGUUAUUAGUUUGACACUACGCAUAGAUUUCAAUACAAUUGAUUUCGAUUUUUUUCCAAAGAAUAUUGUUAAAAUUAUAUUAAUAAUAAAUCUUUGCAUGACCAUUCUGAUAUCGCUGCUAAUGAUCAUCGGUGUCAUAAAGCGCAAUCACUAUUUAAUGAUGCCAUGGGUGGUUUUGGGCAUUAUGAUUGCAAUCGGUUUGCUCGUGUCAGUGAUAUACACUGCCGUGAAGGUCUUCAUCGAUGGCUAUGUGCUGACUUGUAUACUAUGGCUUGUUUUUGGAUUGAUCACAACAGCAAUCCUCACCUACUGUUGGUGCGUUGUCUACAGCGAAUACACGGUAUUGUUGCAGGAAAACGAAAGGGGACGCUACAACAAACAGCUCUAUCGCCGCUAAGAAGGACGGACACACAGCAAUAAUUCAAGCGAAUAAACGAAAUAAAAUAUUAACACACAAAAAAAGUGGGAAGCAGACUUCUAAAUUAUACAAUUACAAUUUUUUAAGUUUACUUGGCAGCAUUUGGAAAAGUAGGUUUAGUUUAAAUUAAAAAUCAAAAUGCAGCGUACUCAUAAUUUUUAGUGAAAAAUCGUUGUGUCGCUCUUGCGAAAAUGGCAACUAAUCAUUUUUAAUUUAUUUAUUUGUAAAUUUUAUUUUAUUUCACAAAUUGUGUUAUUAAUUACGCUCCUUUCAAAUUCUUUCACUAAAUAUUCUACUUACUUAUUGUAUUCGUUUACUGCUCCUCUUUCACACACUCUUUGCUCACCGUAUGAAUUUACUGGAAUUAGUGCAAAUUUAUUUUAUAAAAUUUAUAUGUAUGUAUGUAUGUAUAUGUAAAACCUACGUUGUACAUCGUUAUGAGCACUGUUGUGUAUUUGUUGUAUCGAAUAAAAAAUAAAUAAUAUAAUUUUUUUUAUAAUAAAACUCGUCUUUUUGUUGGUCGUUUCAAUGUUUAUUACAUAAGUUUUCUUUUGUUAACACAUCG